Messenger RNA from Papilio machaon (common yellow swallowtail), 1947 nucleotides. Its product is annotated as 15-hydroxyprostaglandin dehydrogenase [NAD(+)]. The coding region runs from base 171 to 986 and encodes 271 amino acids. Gene Ontology annotation, cellular component: cytoplasm. Gene Ontology annotation, molecular function: oxidoreductase activity, acting on the CH-OH group of donors, NAD or NADP as acceptor. Lineage: Eukaryota; Metazoa; Arthropoda; Insecta; Lepidoptera; Papilionidae. The transcript has 5 exons. The record is from RefSeq and is a predicted model, not a curated record.
AAGCCGGUUAUAAGAAAGAUAAACAAGUUGCUUGUAAAAAAACAUACUUAUCAUUGACAAACAUAAAGUUUUGAUUAUUCAUUAUUAUCUCAAUACCCGAAGUUAUCACUUGUAUAAAAGAAGACUGUGUUCGUUUUAAAUCGUCACUCGAUAAUUUGUGGUACAAGAAGAUGGCUAAUCUGAUAUCGCCGGAGGGAAAAACUUUUUUAGUGACAGGCGGAGCUUCUGGAAUAGGAAAGCAAUGCAUUGAAACAUUUCUUAGAGAAGGGGCCAAGGGCAUUGCCAUUUUGGAUGUACAAGUCGCCGUAGGCCAGGAGCUCGCCAAACAAUUAAACAAGACUUAUCCUAAUAAAGUUAUAUUCAUUAAAUGUGACGUUGGUGAUGAGAAAGAAGUAUCCGAAGCUUUUGAAAAAGUUCUCGGACACUUCAAGCAGUUAGAUGUAGUUAUGAAUAAUGCUGGAAUAAUGGUAGACAGUCCUACUGGAUGGAGGAAAGCUUGUGACGUAAAUUGGCAAGGUCUUGUGUCCUGCACAUUAAAGGGUCUUAAACAUAUGCGAAAAGACGAAGGUGGUGUCGGAGGGACUAUCAUAAAUGUGUCUUCGAUCGCAGCACUAUAUAAAUUCCGCUUCCUUCCAAUUUACAAUGGAUCCAAGAUGGCCGUUCUCCACUUCAGUCAAAGUCUUGCAGGCGGACCGUUCUAUGAGAAAACUGGAAUAAGGAUUUUGACAGUAUGCUUUGGAGCGACCGAAACUGCACUUCUACAAGGCUUGGAAGAUAGAACUCUGGAUGAUAUAGGAGCUAAGGAAAUACUUGUUGUUAAUUCUCAGAAACAUCAGAAGGUUGAAUCUGCCGCUGCAGGUGUUCUGAAGAUGUUCAAGGAAGGUGCGAAUGGCUCCAUCUGGCUCUCAAUCGAUGACAAACCCGGCAAGGAUAUCACCCCACUUAUCGAUUCCGGGUUUAAAGAAUUUGAAAAAGCAUUUUUGUAAAAAUAUUACAGUUUAUAAAUAUUAUUUUAAUAAAUAUUUUUAGCACACAUAUUACAUAAAGAGUAGUAUUUUCUCUAUAAACAAUAUUUAAAUAUUAGUUUGCAGAACCAAUCAUCAGACGACAUGUUAAAAUAUCACAUUUUUCAUUACUUUAUUUCUCAAUGUUCUCUUAAUAUUCUAAAGCAAAUAGUAAUCAAGAUUGAAAUUAUAGAAGUUUGAGAAGACGGGCGUAUCGCGGGAAUAGAGUUUACAACGGAAUAGGAAUUACAAAGGGCUCGAAGUCAAGACGUAACACAAGACGAAUGCAAAUAAUCUAAUUAAGUAGGGAAAAUAAGUAUAGAAAGUAAUCUAAAGUUAGAAAAAAAGCGUAUAGUGUACAAAUCGAUUUAAUAUAAAAUGUCUUACGUAAAUUUUUACUAUGGCUGAUAUUUAUCCUAAAUAAAAUAUAGUAAAACAUGCCAAACCCAUCUUAUGACUAUUAGUAGGUAGUCAAAAAAACAUCGUCACUUAAGUAUACCGCAGGUUUCAAUUGGUUCCACUUGUACAAAAACAUGUUGUUAUUGCAGUAUAAUGUGUAGGGGGAAUACACUAGAAACAAUAACUUUGCACAUCUAAAACGAAGUCAAUUCUGGUGAAGGCAAUUCACAAAGUGCGUUGACCUCUUGUAGUUACCCCAACUACAAACACCGUCGGAAUCUAAGAACGACUGAGUAAUCAAAUGAGGGAAAUAAAGUGGUAAUAAGAAAAUGACGAAACUUUUGCGAUAUUGUUUUACCAUAUAAACGAAAACUUUAUUUUUAUUCCAAUUUAUUCUACUAAUUGCUAACUUUAUAGCACAGACUUGAAAACAUGAUCCUCUAUCUAGUAAAUUUAAGUGAAAAAUCUAAGUCAGAAAACUGAAAUGAACAAACUAGCCACAGUUUACAAAUCAUAUUAUUGUCCCUGUUUUUUCAGACAUUGA